Cavia porcellus (domestic guinea pig) is the source of this 6264-nucleotide messenger RNA. RefSeq names its product interleukin 34 (gene Il34). The transcript is spliced from 7 exons. Gene Ontology annotation, molecular function: macrophage colony-stimulating factor receptor binding. Bases 5149 to 5721 code for a protein of 190 amino acids. Gene Ontology annotation, biological process: positive regulation of monocyte differentiation; positive regulation of cell population proliferation; positive regulation of protein phosphorylation. Lineage: Eukaryota; Metazoa; Chordata; Mammalia; Rodentia; Caviidae. The record is from RefSeq and is a predicted model, not a curated record.
CCGUAAUUGUGGUGCUUUGACUUCUUCUGGUCCCUCACUGUGCAGGUGAACUUUGAGCUCACUAACCGUGCAGACAUCUCCCGCUAUUGUCACUUAUGUGAGGUGGCUGAUACUUCUCCCUCCAUCUCAGCUCCUUUUCUACUCUGUGUUCUUGGAGUGAUGAGUUUAGAAUGAUUCUCUGCUGGGCAGUAUCGUUUAAUGAUGUUUCCUUCACUUCCUUGGCUCCUUGCCCUAUGACCACUUGGACAAGUCAGGAAAUACAGAUGAACCCUGGUACUAGCCUGUCUUUGGAAAGUGAGUGUGUGGGACCCCUGUUGAGAGGUAGUGGAUGAGUGUGUUUGUGCCUGUGCCUGUGCGUGUGUGUGUGUGUGCAUGCGCAGCUAUAUCUUAGCCUUGGUGAGUGUAAGGGAACGCUGAGCCUGCUGACCGGAAGUGACCCACUUUGAGAAAUGUUCCAGCCCACGCCUGGAAAUUCCUCCUGCCUGGCUGUGUGGGAAGCUCCAGUCUUUCCAGCAGUCCUUCAGUGCAUUGAACCUGAAGAAACCUGAGCUCACUACUGCGCUCAGUACUGCACAUAGUAAAAUACUGUUUUAUCUGCCUCUGCUCAGCUACCUAAAUGGUCAGAGCUGCCUCUCUACAGCUAUAAUUGGUGGGAAUCAGGAACACAGGUGAUUAGACGCAGCCUCUGAGCAGCCCACAGUCCAGCACAGAGGUUUCCUGAUGCCAUCCUUUGGAACUAAGUCACUGUUUAAUCAUGACUUGGUUUUAGAGUCGUCAGUAGAAAUGUAGAUUUGGCCAGGAUUAAAUCCAUAAGUAACAUACCUUUUUCUUUUUUUGUUCUCACUUAGCUCAUGGAUUUGCAUAGGAGAUGGAACUUCUGAAUUGCAUUUGGGAAUGUUUCUGCCAAAUUGAUGGUGACAUGCCAUUGUCGGAGGCACUCAGCAGGGUUGAACAGUGGCUCCUUGUUCCUAGCCUGUUCAUACUUAGGUUUGACAGGAAGAAUUUAUAGAGCUGAGUGUGGUGGCACAUGCCUGUCCCAGCACUUGGGAGGUUGAGGUAGGAGAAUCACUGAGUUUGAGGGUAGCCUAUAACAGACCAUGACCCUGUCUCAAAAAAAAAAAAAAAACACCAGUGUGUAAAAGCAGGAAUUGUCCUGUUGAACUUUCUCUGCAUUCCACCCAUCAGUGUGCUUGUCCUCGAGAGGAAGGGCUCUGGCAAGUGACAUUUCUGAAGUGCCAGCAGCAGGAAUGAGGCUUGAGUAUGUUGAGUAAAUGAAUCUUGUUCAUUGCUGCUGCCUCGUGACUUACAAAAGAUGUUUAAUAAAUAUUUAGCCAUUGGAUGGGGCUAGAGUUUAAGCUUCAUCUGUGUAGCUGGUAAGAGGACCUAAUUGGUUCAUAUGACUAGAUUGAAGGACCAGGUAAAGAGGACAAUGUCUCCAGCCUUACAGAACUCACCAGGCUGCUCAACAACUCAAAAGAGGGAAAUCUUGCAACCCCAAGGCCUCUGCCUUUGGCCGGGUUUGCUCCCACCCUGCUUCUCUGCUCAGCCCCCGUGACUUGGAUCUAAGAAGGGACCACAAAGUUUUCAGCUGUCUCAGCUUUCCCCUGACCUCAGGGGCAGAGGUUCUGCAGAUGUUCUUUCCUUUGGAAGAUCUCUUGCCAAGAACAGCAUUCCUUGAGGGGAAGGGGUUCGAGCUGAACUGUGGCUGGAAUGUUGCUUUUCUUGGUUUGUGUAAAUGUAUUGCUGGCAGGACAACUGCUCAGGCUGAGAAAGGAGCUCGGCACUUGCUGUCUCACAAAGACAGUGCGAGGCUCCAGGAUGUGGCCGCUUAUGACCACAGCCAGAAACGCUGAGGCAUUUUUCCGAUGGGAUCAACCUGGCUUUCAAAUUUCUUUCAGUUCCUAAAUUCUGCUUUCUAUUUGAACUAAAAAUGUUUGCAUGAGUCACUCUACUUGUCAUUUGCCUAUGAAAUAUUGUAUGUGCAUAUUUUAAGCUUAUUGCAUCCUUAAAAUUAAUUUUCAAGGGCUGGCUGUAUCAACAGUUCAGAAGAAAUAUCUCGCUGAAAUCAAGGCUUAUCCAGAAAAAUAAUGUAGGGGGAACAGAUGACUCUGGUAGGAACAUGGUAAAUACUGCUUCACUGGGUGGUUUAUAUUUGGGGACCUAUAAGUCCAACAUGGAGGGCUUAUGUGACAUUUGGGUGAACUGACAUCAGCAGGUACAGACAACACAGCAUCUGAAGCAUCCCUGUCACAGUCUGAACCAGUACAAGUGAGAGCUCUUUGUUGAAAAGCUUGGAAAAGCCAACAGGAGUCUUGCCAGCUCCUGGAAGAGGGUGUUCACCGAGCACACCCCUGCCCAUCAAAUUCUGCUCCUAGCAGUCACUGUCCCUCUGAGACAGUGAGUGACUGAGUCAGCACACAGCAAUGAGUUUCAGAAGCACUUGGGCGCCCAUGUCUGACUAACUCGGCAAACAGGCACAGCUCUAGACGUAGGGAAAGUCAGAAGAUCUUGGUUAAAAAUUGGAGAGGAGGUGGGACUUCAGGUCAGGAAUUGGUAGGAAACAACAGUGGCUCUCACCCCAGCUGGACAUUAGAACUGUCUAUCAGAAUAGACUCCAGGUCCCUUAGAAAUUCCAUGAUGUCAGGUGUGCACAUUUGUAGUCCCAGCACUCAGGAGACUGAGGCAGGAGCAUCAGAAAUGGGCUACAAAGUAAGCUUGAGGCCAGCCUGACCUCAAAAAAUCAAAAACAAUUUUGUGAUCUGAGGAUUUCUCCAUGACUCAGUGAUCAGACAUGGAAAUCCCAAGUUAUAAUGGGGAGGCAGGGAACAUUGCUGUUUGUUCAAAUUGAAUCAAAUGCUAUAAAAAAGAAAGUUUGGAACUUCUGAUUUUGGAAAAGAGGCUGGGAGAGCCCACUGCAAGUAGCUGAAGGGCGAUUUUUAGUACCAUCAUAGCCCAGCUCACGCCACAUCCAACUACUCUGUCCCCACCUUCAGGUUCUGAACCAGAGGCCUAAGCACCUCUCAGCUCCCAGCCUCUGCCUGCCUGCCAGAGCCUAAUCCUCAGAUUUGCAAUCCACAGAUCACCCAACGGAACGCCCCCCUUUCUCUGACUACAAAUGGAAUCUUGGAAUGAAAGUUGCUUUUGAUGAGGAUGUCGAGGUGGGGGGGGGGUCUCACAAGCUACUUUUGGGCCAUAAAUAUAUGAAAGCUACUAACAUGUGACAGUCUCCCGAGAGGUCUUGGACACUGGGUUGUUGGCAUGCAUUACUGUUAGAAGGGCGCUAAGGACUCACCUUUACAGAGCUGAUGCUGUAACUGGAGGGAAGAGCACAUAAGUCAGAAACACUACUACACCUGCCAAGCACUGGAUGUCCACCUCUAGGCUGGAUCUGAGUUUCCUAUGUAAAAUGUAUGAAGCAAGACUGACCUGGGGCGUGGUAACGGGAGACUGCCAAGUGUCGGGGUGGAGGGUCUGAAGCAUGGUGCUGGGACACCGUAAGCACCCCCAUCCUGUGCCACUGCACUGUAUGGGGUGCUUUGGAAGGCAUUGUCCCAAGUCAAUAGGCCCUAAGGGCCACAGUGGCAUUUGCCCCGGCUUCUGUGAAUCCCCUGGCAGGUCCCCAUUUCCUCCCCCUCUGCCCUCCCACGAGCUGCUUGAAUCAGCCUUGGCAGAGCUCAGGGCUGCAUGGAGGUUGUGGCCCGGUGGCCAAUGCUGGGGGCAGGGGUGGGGACCUGGCUGGGCACAUUCCAGCGUAGGCAGAUGGUCCUGCUGCAAGUUCAGAGAAUCCAGUUUUCUCCAUAUAGUUAAGAGCAUUUCUUACCACAAAAACAAAAACCAACUUACAUUCAUUGACAUUUAGAAAGUCUUGGUCCAGCCCAGCAUUCCUACAUGUAAUGCUGGACCCCUAAAGGGGAGUUCUGUGCUUAUGUUCAGGGAAGUUCUUGGGUAGUUUGGACACAGGCCCCCCCCCCCCAAGCUCCAUUGUGAUUUACUGCCCCUAAAUACACGAGAUAAAGUUGAGGAAAAUUGCAGUGCUUGCUAUGAAAACUCACUAGAAUUUGUGGUGCAAUGCCUGUGUGUCCCACAGAACCUGGUUACUCCGACCCAGCAAAGCAAUGUAUCCAUGCCUUGAUGUGGCUGAGCGACAGGGCACCUGCAGGAGUUCCCACAGGGCUGUGUCUGAGGCUUUGGGGUUAGAUCUCAACUGCCAAUUGUGGAAUCUUGGGUAAGAUAUGUGACCAGCCUGUAGAAUGGUAGUCCUGUCUGUAGAAUGGGGUCCUGUCUGAGAUAGCAGAGAAAGGCCUUCUUCACCUAAUGCCCCUGGAUGCCCUGAUGCCCUCUCCAGUCUACUUACAUCAGCCGUCUGCAGCUCUGUGAUAAGGGUUUUGUUUUGUCAGGGCCUUGUGUUCUGCACGGACCAGGCAGGCCUUUGGUACAGCACUUAGUGCCUAUCAGGAAACCAGGGUUGGUUUCAGGGGGACCCCCGCCACACCCAGCCAGUUAAGAGCUGUCCGCUGGCUGCUCUCUGGGUUUGAUCCUUUCUACUCUGAGGCAGGCUGGGGCCACGUGGCCCCGCCCCGCCCUCGCUGGCUCCAGUUCUGGUCUAGUUGGAGCGGCAGUGGCUUGCUUCCCCGUCGUCCCCUCAGAUAGGAAGCCUGCACAGUGGGCUGGGACAGCCAUAGCCUCUUCUGCCUGGUGUCCACUGUCCGCAGCCCCUAGGCACGUGCUUUGGGCCCUGGGCCCUAGAAGACUGCGUCCUGGCCUGUGAACAGAGCCAGACUUCACACUGAGCAGCUGCAGUCGGGAAAUCGGAGAAAGCACCACCCAGCCUGAGACUCUGAGGGACCUGCUGGGAUCCUGCCCUUCCUCAAGAAGGAAGACCCUGAGGCCACCGGCCACCGCCAGCUCCUAGGCUGCAAUGGGACAGGGAACCGCCACCCCCAGGCUGUCCACUGCCCUGCCAGGGAGAUAGGGUCACUGUGCCUAGGAGCAUCUGCCCUCUGCCUGCUGUCCAGCACCUCCUCCUGGCCAGCCUGCCUGGACUUGGUGGCCGCCUUUGCUGACCUGAGGCCAUGUAGACACUGCUCACGCCUUUGCACACACAGCCGGUGACAGUGCCUCUGCUCUUGGGGGACCCAGUGCACCACCAUGCCCCGGGGACUCGCCUGGCUGCACUAUCUUGGGAUCCUCCUCGGUGUGGCCUUGGGAAACGAGGGUUUGGAGGUGUGGCCUCUGACCCAGCAUCAGGAGUGCGCUGUCACGGGCUUCCUGCGGGACAAGCUGCAGUACAGGAACCGGCUCCAGUACAUGAAACACUACUUUCCCAUCAACUACCGGGUCAGCGUGCCUUACGAGGGGGUGCUCAGAGUCGCCAACAUCACCAGGCUGCAGAGGGCCCGGGUGAGUGAGCAGGAGCUGCGCUAUCUGUGGGUCUUGGUGAGUGUCAGUGCCACGGAGUCGGUGCAGGGCGUGCUGCUGGAGGGCCACCCGUCCUGGAGGUACCUGGAGGAGGUUCAGACGCUGCUGCUGAAGGUGCAGCAGGGCUUUGUGGGUGUGGAGAUCAGCCCCAAGGUGGAAGCCGUGUUGUCUGUCCUCAAUGCCCCAGGCCUGAGCCUGAAGCUGGUAAAGCCCAAAGCCCUGCUGGACAACUGCUUCCGGGUCAUGGAACUGCUGUAUUGCUCUUGCUGUAAGGAGCCCCCAGUAAACAAAGCCCCAUCCUAAACUGGCAGGACUGUGAGGUGCCAGGUCCUCAGCCUCGAAGUCUAGAGCGCUCGUUGCAGUGUGCAGCCGCUGGGUUAUAGCCUCCACCCUAGUAGCUCUGCAGCUGCCUGCCCGGCUCCCUGGCUUAUGUGCUGGACCCCAGGUCAGGGCCCAGGGCUGAGGUCUCUUUGGACUGAGCUGUACGUAUGUUGAUCCUGUGUGGGGACCUCAUGAGUCCUUGGAGCUGGGCCAGGCCUCAGACUUGGCACCCUUCGGAGAAGCCCUGAGCUGGAGGUGGCUCUGCUCCUGCUUUCUGACCUGACUCUGUCACCAUGGAGUGUUGGGGGCUGCAGGUUCCCCGGCUGUAGGUAGUGCCAGUCUCCUGGUCACUGUAGCCAGAGCUGUUCCUCCAGGCAGCAGGCAGAGAUGCAGGGACCACGUAGGACUCCGGGACUCACGGUGGCUUUUCAGCCAGGUCGCACAGAGGGUGGAGUCAAAUGCCACAUCUUGCCACAGUGGAUGCUAUUCUAGUAUCUUUUUCUAUUAAACACCUGCUUGUUUUGG